Saccharomyces paradoxus is the source of this 1149-nucleotide messenger RNA. RefSeq names its product mRNA splicing protein SLU7 (gene SLU7). The transcript has a single exon. Bases 1 to 1149 code for a protein of 382 amino acids. Gene Ontology annotation, biological process: mRNA splicing, via spliceosome. Lineage: Eukaryota; Fungi; Ascomycota; Saccharomycetes; Saccharomycetales; Saccharomycetaceae. Gene Ontology annotation, molecular function: pre-mRNA 3'-splice site binding; zinc ion binding. Gene Ontology annotation, cellular component: spliceosomal complex. The record is from RefSeq and is a predicted model, not a curated record.
AUGAAUAAUAACAACAGAAAUAAUAAAAAUAGAAACACCAAUAACCGAAAUAAAAGGCAACUCCAACAAGCAAAAGACAAAAAUGAAAAUAUUCAUAUCCCUAGGUAUAUUAGAAAUCAACCAUGGUACUAUAAGGAUACCACCAAAAAACAAGAGGAUGAGGAGACCAGCAAUAUUGGCACGAGCACAGCAAAAGAAGGAGAAAAGAGCGAUUAUUUAGUGCAUCAUAGGCAAAAAGCAAAAGGGGGAGCUUUAGAUAUUGACAAUAAUUCAGAACCAAAAAUUGGCAUGGGUAUCAAGGAUGAGUUCAAACUAAUCAAACCCCAAGGAAUAACCGCAAGAGAUUCUCAUUCACUGACGUUCUGUAGAAAUUGUGGGGAAAUAGGGCAUAAGGAGAAAGAUUGCAUGGAAAGACCUCGGAAGGCACAGAAGGUCAUGCCAGACUUAAAUUCAAAAAAGGCUAAUGGCACUGUUUUAGUACGAGCUACCGAUGACGACUGGGACUCUAGAAAAGAUAGAUGGUACGGUUACUCAGGGAAAGAAUAUAAUGAACUGAUAAGUAAGUGGGAGCGUGAUCGAAAAAUUAACAUAAUAGCCAAAGACAAAUCCCAAACCGAUGAAACGCUUUGGGAUACGGACGAAGAGAUAGAGUUGAUGAAGUUAGAACUUUACAAGGACUCCGUGGGUUCACUCAAAAAAGAUGAUUCAGACAAUUCUCAGUUGUAUAGGACAUCAACGAGGUUGAGAGAAGAUAGGGCUGCGUAUUUGAACGAUAUAAAUUCAACGGAGAGUAAUUAUGAUCCUAAAUCAAGAUUGUAUAAGACUGAAACGCUGGGCGCAGUUGAUGAAAAAUCAAAAAUGUUCCACAGACAUUUGACAGGUGAAGGCUUAAAGUUAAAUGAAUUAAACCACUUUGCUAGAUCACAUGCUAAGGAAAUGGGGAUACGUGAUGAAAUUGAGGAUAAGGAAAAGGUACAACAUGUUUUAGUCGCCAAUCCUACUAAAUAUGAAUAUCUAAAAAAAAAACGGGAGCAAGAAGGGUCCAGAGAGCCCAAGGUCGUCAGUAUUGGAGAAUUGGAAGCCAAGAAAGUGAGUGGUACAAAGCAAUCAGAGGAACAACGCAAACAGUUAAAAGAUUUAUAUGGUUGA